AUGUUUUCCAAGAUCUCGCAGAUCGGCAAGAAUUUGACCGACGAGAUUUCGCGGAUCAAUGACGAGGUGAACAGUAACCGAAAACAGGGCUCGGGCUCGCCCAAUGCGGGAAUUGAUCCGGCAACUGCAAGCAGGAUCUUAUCUACGCCGACUCCCGAGCCGGACAGCAUGACACAGCCAAGGGAAAUGAGCACUCCUGAGCCUACUAAUGAGGCCAGCACCAUUAGCAUUACUGUUCCGGGCACGAAUAUCAAGUAUAUGGAUCUUCCGCCGGAAAUACGAAGCCGAAUGCGCAAGUUUGUAAAGUACGAUGAGAAGUAUCCCAUUCUGUUCGAGGCCUACAAGGCUGAAAAGCGCAAGACCGUUGUGAUACAGGCUUUUGAGGCGAUGCUACGAGAAUUGACGCCGUGUUCCAGUAUUGGCGAGAUUGAUGCGGUGCGCGACUAUAUCGGAGGCUUGAAAUCCAAGACAGCUUUUUUAGAGUCUGAGCUGCGGCAAGCUGUGGCCAAGGAAGCCGAGAGCAAAAAGAGUCUUGAUGAGCUGGAGCGUUUACGCAGCGAGUCCAGGACUCCAGACAAUGGAGAGUUGGAAGUGUUGAGGAGACAGCUGGAAGAGCUGAGGAAGCAGCUGGUUGAUGCGCAGGCCAAGGAGAGCCAACAGAAAGAGAUGUUUGACCAAGAAAAAGCCAAUUUAGAGAAGCUGUUGAGCGAAAAGGAGUCUUUGAUAGUGGCGAAGGAGAACGGACUGAGUGGUUUUCAAUCUGAGAAGGAGAAGCUGGAGUCGCAGGUUGCAGAGCUGCAAAAAUCGCUCGAGUCAAGCAAUAGGCUCACACAGUUAUUCAAGGAAAAAGUGGCAGCGCUCAACGAGGAGCUCAAGUCUCAGAAAGAGAGUGAGCCUGCGAACGACAGCGCGAAACCCAACGAAGGCUCCAAGAAGGGUAAAAAGAAGAAGAAGGGACAGGCAGCUAAAAGCCCGAACAACGAUACCGAGCUCAUUGAGCUUCGUCACCAGGUGGAGGUUUUGGAGGCUAAAGCGGGCGAGGCCGAGCGUUUUGAGAAGGAGGCUGCUGAUCUGGCCAAACAGGUCAAGUCUCAAAAAGACGAGAUUGAAAAUCAGCGCGACAUGUUGCGGGACGUGGGAGACUCUCUGGUGACGGCGAAGGACGAGCUCAAAAAAUCUCAGGAACAAUACCGGGAGAAGACGGAGGAGCUAGAAAAGGUGAAGUCCGAGCUGGAGUCCGUGAAGGCUGAUUUGGAAGUGCUGCGGAUCCAGAACUCCGAUGCUGUGAAGGACUACGAGCGGGCAAAGUCGUCAUUGGAAAAGAAGCUGGCUUCGUUGGAAGAAAGUCACACGAAGGGCAGUGGUGAGGAGACUAGCGCCAAGGACGCCGUCAUUGAGAGCCUUAAAAAACAGGUUGAAGACCUCAAGCUUGGAUUCGAGAAGAAUUUCAAGGACGUGGGCGAGGAAAAUGGACAGUUGCAAAAACGCAUCAAUGAUCUGAACAAGGAGAAAGCUGCACUGGAAAAGCAGAUCAGCGAGCUUACUGGGCUGAAGGAGCGGGAAGUGCAGCUAAAGUUGGAUUUAUCGAGUGCUCAGUCGUCGCUAACGCGCAAGGAUCGCCUUUUGGACGAAAAGGAGAGUCGACUCAAAUAUUUGGAAGAAGAGAAAAAUAAGCUGAAUGACAGCGUGAUAGAGCUCAAGGUGCAAGUGAGCGAGCUGAAGACGAAGAUGAAUUCUGACUUGGAAGCGAAGAAUGCCGCACUAACGAAGAAUGAGACGCUGCGCAAAGAUUAUAACGAGCUGAUGCUCCGUCUGAACAAAGUGAGCACCGAGAACAACAAGCUGAUGAAGAAUUACGAAGAAAUCAAGGACCGUUACGAGGAUCUGCAGAACUCGAAGAUGAGCACUUCCGACGAGGUGAAGACGAUCAAGCGGCGAUGCGAGGAGCUGUCGAUGCGCAAUAGAGAGUACGAGAGCCGGAUGGAGGUGCUGCAGGAAGAGCUUUCAGAGGCUCGUUCUAUGUUGCAGGAGCGCACACGCGAAGCUGGAACUAUCCGAAAACUGCUUAUUGAGACCGAAGACACGCAAAAUACUAAACUGAAGGAGCUGAACGCCAGACUAGAAAAGCUGGCUGAGGAGAAGGAGGCGCUGGAGCGUGAGUCGACCUUGUCUUUGAAGAAGAAGCAGCGCGAGCUUGAAGAUCUCAAGAGCAGUCUGGAGAGCGUGCGGGACGAGCUGGAUCUUCUUCGUCGCGACAAGGCCUCCGUGGAAGCCAAACUUUCUGAGCAGGAGAGUGCUCUUCGUGACGUGGCGAACAGCGAAAAACAGCCCGAGGAAAACACAUCUGAGCGCGAUUACAAGCUGUUGGAGUCGCUCCGCGACACCCUGCAAAAGAGCGAGGCCCAAAUCCGGGAUCUCGAAACGAUGAAUAGCAAGCUACGCAAGGCUAACGAAGAGACGUCGCAGAAGUUGAUGCGUCUGAACAAAAAAUACAAGCUGCUCUCGCAACAGUACCGGACAACCAGAGAUAGAAGAGAGUCUGUGGCGAGCGUUGAGUCGGACAAGUCGUCGCCGGUUGUGAGCCGUUCAACGAGCGUUGGCGACCUUGCGUCUGAGAGCCAGUCAGACACGAAGGAGAAGAUGGAGUACGUCAAGAACGUGAUUCUGGGAUUUCUGGAACACAAGGAGCAGCGGGGGAUUCUUCUUCCGGUGAUCAAGACUUUGCUCUAUCUAAACGACAGCGACGAAAAACGGCUUCUGAGCUCGCUUCCCUGA
Ogataea angusta is the source of this 2775-nucleotide messenger RNA. RefSeq lists its product as uncharacterized. Bases 1 to 2775 code for a protein of 924 amino acids. The record is from RefSeq and is a predicted model, not a curated record. Lineage: Eukaryota; Fungi; Ascomycota; Pichiomycetes; Pichiales; Pichiaceae. The transcript has a single exon.